Messenger RNA from Grosmannia clavigera kw1407, 2049 nucleotides. RefSeq names its product lim domain containing protein. Lineage: Eukaryota; Fungi; Ascomycota; Sordariomycetes; Ophiostomatales; Ophiostomataceae. The coding region runs from base 1 to 2049 and encodes 682 amino acids. Gene Ontology annotation, biological process: transforming growth factor beta receptor signaling pathway; integrin-mediated signaling pathway. The record is from RefSeq and is a predicted model, not a curated record. The transcript is spliced from 2 exons.
AUGUUCUCAACACCACCGCCUCGCGGAUCCGACAAUGGUUUCUACCGGCCUGGACAGCUCACUCCUGGCAGCAAUGUCAGUGAAGUUGCGUCGCCCAGAACGCCUAUGGGUAUGCGCAGUUUUGAGUCACGACCUGGUGACGACUACGGACUGAGGGCGGCCAACGACGAACCCGAGGCUCUCCUGUCUGCCAGCAGUCCAAACAAGGCGAGCGCGAACGUACUGCAACGCAUGGGCACCAUUGUCCCAGGGCCAUUUGGUGUUAGCCCCAAAGCCAACAGCUCACGCACUGCUCCACCCUCAAGGGAUGGCGGCAGCGACAGCAAGGCCAAGAGCAUCAGCACUGCGAACAAUGGUGGGCCCACGAGCGGCUUCCAGUACGCGACAUCAGCCCCGAGCCCUGCGCUGCCCCCACAAAUGCAGCGCAAUGAGGGCGGCUAUGGCGGUCUAGAGCCUUUGCGCCAGGAUGACGGCCUUCCUCGACAUGACGGCUUUGAACCGCCACAAUUCUCGCGUUCCGGGACCUUUCCACGGCUAAACGACAAUGUCAUUGUCUUGCGGACGCCGUCUGCUCCUGCUCUGCGAAAACACCAGUCGUCGAACAGCGCGCCUUUCAACAACCCGAAUGGCAAUAACAUUGGUGGUGGCGUACCGUCGCGUCUGGGCGGCUUCUCCGGCGACCGGACGACGAAACAGCUCAUGGGACCAGACACAUCCCGGCCACCACCACCGCGCACCAGCCUCAUCCGGCCGCCCACUCGCAGCGGCAGUGGCAAUGUGCCGCAAAUCAACUUGGCUGCCGAGUUUGGCAUCGGGAACCCGUACCACUCGUCAUCCGAUUCCAUGUCGUCGACGGUAUCAAGCCUUAGUCCUCUCGGUGCGGCGUCUUCCUCGGCUUCGUCGUCGUCCUCGGCUUCUUCUUUUCACACUUCAACUUCCAGCAACGCCUCCGACCAUCACCGGCCUAAGACUGCCAACAGCGAUAGCAGCAGUCACCCGGCUGGUUUUGGCAGUAUGGUGUCUGACACCGAAACGAUAGCCAUCAGCGAGAAGCCCCGGCAGCUCUCCAUUCAGGAACGCCCAGCCGGGCCACCCACAGCUGACCGCCGGCCGAGCGAGCCCCAUGGCAGCACCAACAGCAGCGACAAUGACAACAUCAACAACAGCAGCAGCAAUAACAACGAUGACACGAGAAGGCGAACUCGUCCUCGCUCCCCCCUGGCUUCGCCAAUGGGGGGUAGCAGCAACGAUGUCAAUAACGCGCCUUUGACACAGGAAAACAAAGAAGCGGAAAGACCUGCAUCGCGUAAGCGCAGUGAUGGCGGCCAAGGAGUCAGCGUGCCUGAAGCCAGCCGCACACGGGAUCAGUCCACUGCACCCGCCCCAUCUCGCGGCAUCUGCAAGGCGUGUGGUGAUCCCAUCACGGGAAAGUCCGUGUCUAGCGCGGACGGCCGGCUGACAGGUCGCUACCACAAGGCCUGCUUUGUGUGCACGACAUGCUCAGAGUCGUUCUCUUCAGCCACGUUUUACGUGCACGAUGACAAGCCGUACUGCGAGCAGCACUACCACCGAGUCAACGGCAGCCUGUGCGGAACGUGUGGAGGUGGCAUCGAAGGCCAGUACCUGGCCGAUGACACCGACCAGAAGUAUCACCCCACCUGCUUUGUUUGUGGAGACUGUCGCAUCCCGCUCAGGGACGGCUAUUUCGAGGUUGCUGGCAGGUUCUACUGCGAGCGCGAUGCCCGGAGGCGCAUCCAGCAGACCUGGGCACCGCCACCCCCGAACUACCGGAUGCAGCCCGGUGGGAAUAAAUUUAUGCCCCCUCGGGGACCACCUGGUCGUCCGGGCAUGGGACCUCCGGGUAUGGGACCUCCAGGUAUGGGACCUCCGGGUAUGGGACUCCCAAGUGGCCCGGGACAUCGCUUUGGACCCGGUGGUAUGGGCGGUCUGCCACCACGGCCGUAUUAUGGUCAGCCCAACGGCGGCGGCCGUCUUGCGCCUCGCCCAAGGAUGGAGAAGCGCAUGACACGUCUCGGCAUGAUGAACUGA